AUGCCAUCAACAACAAACCCUCCACGCACAACAUCCACCACACACACCCGCCCAAAACGCAAACCCUCCAUCCCCAUCCCCAUCUCCCCCCUCUUCCCCAACCUUCCAGUCUUCCCCCGCGAUUUCGCCCGCGAGAAACGGACCUUCACAACUACCAUCAUACUCCUUGCGUUGGGGUUCCUGUUGUUUGUGCAGUGGAGUGUUUAUGGAGGGUUCGGAACGGCAAGGGAAGAGAGAAUGGGGGAGAGGGUUUGGGUUGGUGGUGUGGGGGAAAAGGGAGUUAAUGAGGGGGGAGGGAAAGGAGGGAAAGGAGGGGAGGGGGUUGAGAGGGGAAAUGUGGGAGAGGGGAUUGUAUAUGUUGAGAUGUUGGAGUUUAGGGUUGGGGUUGAGUUGGAGAGGAUUGAGUUUGUGAGUUUGAGUUUUUACUGCGCCUUCUGUUUUCUUUCCUUUUCCUAUCCUUUGGUGUUUUUGUUUUUUUCUGAAGUGUUGUAAAGCAUUGAUUGUGUUGAUGAGGGGGUUAUGAGUUUAUUCCUUGUCUGGGAUGUCGGUCAGCGAGGAAAGGUGAACUGAAUCAAUUACUAACUCUUCCAGUACUGCAACCGCUUCCUCGCGCUCCAAGAGAAAUCCAUGAAACCCGCAGAUGGAAAUGGUGUCCCGUAUAAGUAUAUCAAGUCGAUUAAAGGGGGGAGGAAUAUGGGGAAUGUUACGGGGGAUUUGCAGGUAUAGAUUUCUUCCCUCCCAUAUUCCCUAGAUCCUGACUUCCCCUCCCAUCUCACCUUCCCACCCCUCGCAAUAAAUCACCAUGCUGAUCGGUAUCGUGUAAAGCAUCCCCACACGCACAUCUUCAUCCUCGAAUUCCACACCCCCGACGAAAAAACGUAUUACCUUGAACAAGAUCCCGCGCGCAGGGAUUUCGAGAAGAGUAUUGAGGAUAUGCUGAGGGAUCGGGUGGUGGUUGAUUUUGUGCCUGGGGAAUGGGGGACGCCGAGGAUGGGGGAGAGGGGGGGGAGUGUGUUGUGA
Messenger RNA from Hymenoscyphus albidus, 1020 nucleotides. NCBI's taxonomy places the organism in Eukaryota, Fungi, Ascomycota, Leotiomycetes, Helotiales, Helotiaceae. The record is from the annotation of a GenBank genome assembly.